AUGCCUAAUUGGAAUCAAAUUCAAUCACAGCUAAGACAUCCCGCGAAUCCAGUGGUGUUUUUUGAUGUCUCAGUAGGCACAACUGAAAUUGGUAGGAUGAUUUUUGAACUUUUUGCUGAUGUAGUUCCAAAAACCAGUGAAAAUUUUAGACAGUUUUGCACUGGAGAAUUUAGAAAAGACGCGGUACCGCUGGGCUACAAAGGAGCAGGCUUUCACAGAGUAAUAAAGGACUUCAUGAUCCAAGGAGGUGAUUUUGUCAAUGGUGAUGGUACAGGCGUUAUGAGUAUCUAUGGAGGCGGUACUUUUUCCGAUGAGAACUUUACGUUAAAACACGACACACCCGGACUUUUAUCCAUGGCGAACAGUGGUAAAGACACUAACGGUUGUCAGUUUUUCAUCACUUGUGCUAAGUGUAAUUUUUUGGACAGUAAACACGUAGUUUUUGGAAGAGUAAUCGAUGGACUAUUAGUAAUGAGGAAAAUCGAAAAUGUUCCUACUGGACCUAAUAAUAAACCAAAAAUACCCGUUACUAUUGUUCAAUGCGGGCAAAUGUAA
Psylliodes chrysocephalus is the source of this 555-nucleotide messenger RNA. The record is from the annotation of a GenBank genome assembly. Lineage: Eukaryota; Metazoa; Arthropoda; Insecta; Coleoptera; Chrysomelidae.